GCACUGCACCAAGUCACUACGACUCGUUCGCCGACCACAACGCAAGGCUCUACCGUGAACAGGGGAUCAUCGCCAUCCAAGGGCCUGAGUCCCACUAUGGCUGCAUUCACGCCAACAUCAGUGAUGCGCAAAAUGCACAUGGAGCGCCAAGACCCAAAAGCCUCUGACAAAGGUGGCUCCAAAGCCAAUGGGGAAGCCGCACCGAGCGAUGGCACAGGUAGACAGCAGCAGCAACAGCAGCAACAGCAGCAACAGCAGCAGCAGCAGCAUCGAAUGAACAAUGGCACGGUGCCUCGGGCUCCCACCAUGGGCAGGGCCAUCAUAAAGGGCAACCAGGCUGCCCAGCCAUCAACUUCGUCUGACGCAAAGAACCCCAAGCAGAUACAGCAGCAUCCACCUCAGCAACAGGCUGCGGGCAGCCUUAUGCGAGGUGGCGGAGAGGUGGACAUGAUGGCCAAGCUGUUUGAGCACCAGCGCCUUCUCCAGCAGCAGCAGAGGGCACCACCGGGUGUGCUGGGCAUGGUCAGGCAGCAGCAGCAGGGGCACCCUGCCAUCAAGCUGCCAGGCAUGAUGAGAACUGCGGGAGGCAUGGCUGCUGCUCCACCGGCAGCUCCCCCACCGGCCGCCAUGGCUGCGUCCCGUGCCCACCACGCAGGCGGAAUGAAAGGCGUGGCUGGCGGCAGUGGGCGUGGCCCCUCGGUUGAGAUGCUGCAGCAGGCCCUGGCCCAAGGUCUCCACCCACUGGCAUUCCAGCAGUUCCUGCUCGGGGGUGCCGCUGCCCCUCCGGCUGUGGGACCUUCUCCCUUUGCACCGGCCUUGCACCCUUCCCCAGCGCACACCUUCGUGCCCAAUGCCACGGGACAGCGCGAUGUCAAGGGUCCUGGCAUGGUGCCCGGUGGACUCCCCGGUCGCGGGCCCGCUGUGCCAGCAGCGGCAGCUGCGGCAGCAGCCGCUGCUGCAGCCGGGGUGCCUCCCGCCAAUCUGGCCAAGUGGUUCGGCAGUGACGUGCUCUACCAGCCCACCUUGCCCCCCGUGCCUCACCAGAAGGCCCUGCUCGUCGAGGAGGUUGAGCGACAGCAGCAGCAGGCCACGGCCGUCAAGAACUGAGCAACGAUCGCCACCUGUCCACCGCAGUUUCUCUCGUCCGGAACGUGUUUUGUGCCGGCCGUCGUCUCCUCUUCACAACGGCCCGUGCACUCGUCGCGGCAGACGACACACUUUUCUGCCCAUCGUUAACCCUUCCGGAGGACGUCUGAAGAUGUAGGGGGGUGCCUCUUUGGUGACCCUGUUGGUUCUGACCCCCUUCCCCUCUUUAGUCAGAGCACCCUCCACCUGCCCCCUUUGCAUCAUGUGACCCGGUGCCACUUAGGAGACAGAUGCUGUGGAACAUAAGAGGGGGCAGUCCUUCCUUCGAUAUAACUUUAUUUUUUGUUCUUGCGGUGACUCGUGUAUGUGUUCAACAUGGUCGGGGUGAAAGGUGGUUUGAGUGCAGCAGCACUGUUCUUGAAGUGUACUACCACUUGCGCACUGUUUCCCUUCAGGCGCUGUUGAUGACGAUGGCGUGGGGUAUGAAGGUACGACUGACACGUGCGUUGUGUGAGGAGCUUACGGAAGAUGUUUUGCGUGGGACAGUUCCCCCACCCCCGCCCGCUCUUCUUCGCCUUUGUGUUGGCUUACUUUCGUUGUUCAGCUUGUUUGCAUGCUACAAAAGGCUAGUUUCGCAGAAGCGGUGUUCCAAGGAGAACAUGCGGGAAAAAGUGUGCACAGUCCGCAUUACUUUGCAACUUUUUGUGGUCUCUAAAUAUUCCUGGCUGCAUUGUAGGGAGUGUCUUGUGUGCUUCCUGCUUUAUUGGGGAGAGUACCUUAAUUUAAUUCAUUGCCUCUUCAGAGUGUGGCUUCUUUCUUUGAAAUUUGGUCAUUUAAGGUUUCUUUUUUUUUUUUUUUUCUGCGACUGAAGUACAAAGUGAGGGGAAAAAAAUGGCUGCGUUUAUUUCUUAUUUGCAUACUGUUCUUUCGUAUGCUGUCCCUCGUGACCAUCCGGUGGUUUUCUCCUCCAAAGCGUGUCGUCAAGAGUCUUGUUACCUUGAUGGGAUCGGCGGCACCGUGUCUGCCGAGCCUUGUUUGUUUGAGGAAGAGGUAGACUUCACUUUGGCUGUGCAGGUCGGUGCAGCUUGUGUGUGUGUCUCUGUGCGAGCGUCUUGUCUUGCGUAGGCUCGUAGUUGUGUCCCGUGCCGUUCUGUUGGUGUGUGUGUGUGUUCUAGUUACGUGCAUUAGUAGGGAUACUGUAGGAAACAUUGCACCUUGCCGUUCUUGUUUGUCAUUUGCAUUGUACGCAUUCAAAGUGCAGCGUCUCGUUUGAAGUGCUUCUUUUUCAUUUGCUUCGUGCUAGCAUAUUUGCUUGUUCUACCCAUUUUUCUUUCUACGUGCAAAGUUGUCGACGUAAUCUUCCGCGUCGUUCGUAUCUUUGUGUACGCGUUAACAUUUGUGCCCUCUGUGCGACCGUACGAUUUUGUUCGUUGUACGUACGAGUUUAGCUUACAAAGUCCACUUCUUUUUACGCAUUGUACCGUAGAAAUUGAAUGGCUCGGCUAGUUGCGUACAUGCGAUAGAAGUCCCAGGUUUUAUUGUACCCACUCGUUUGUGUAUAUUAAGCUAUCCUUUCGUUGACUGUCCAGGCUCCCACUCUAUUGAGUGGUUACCCGAGAGCCUCAAGGGAUGCAGGCGCUUGUUUACGCAGAGUGGCUGGAAAAGUGGCAUAAAUUUGAGGGUGCCCACACCCUUCUAGUUGCAGCGUUGCUCGACAUUGAUCAGUGACAAUCUGCCUGCUUCCCUUUCAGUGCAUGUCAUUAGCUCGCUUACUUUGUAGCAUUUUUCUCGUUCGAAGGUGCUUGACCGGACAGUCCUUGCGUUUUACUUUUCGUGUUUCUUUUACGUACCUCUUGUAACUGUCUUUACACUAGGCUCUCAAUGCUGGCACUUGCCUUCGCCUGUCGUUGCUCGUCGUUAGCCCGUGCUGUAUCUGAAAGUACUGCCGCAUCUCUCGCAUCCGAUUGAUGGCUGUUGCUGCCUAAGCCACUGCAUCGUUUUUUUUCUGCGAAAGGCCACCACCACACCGCCAUGCGUUUGCCAUUGGCAGAUUGUAGCACUGGGUGCUGAAAGUCAUUUACCACUGUCACGCGUGGCCUACAGGCACUACAACUAACGGCUGCGCCAUUUUUCCUCCCUCUCUGACGUUCCUUCGUUCCACUGACGUCAAAAACAUGCAGCUGGUUCUGCUUCUUCUAUUUUCAAUCUAUUUUGACCGUAAAUGUGUUUCAAGUUUUGUGUGGUUUCCUUUACAUUUUUGUUCGGGUCCCUCGUGCGAUAUUGUGACGUCCUUGUUUAGUCCGGAUGGGGAUGAAAAACAAGAGCUUUGAAAAGUAAACAAAAAAAACGAAAAACUUUUCUCAAAAGAAGUGACGUAAACUUGUCUGAGAAAAAAAGUAAAAAUGAAAGUCUGUGAUAGUCAUUUCAGCUCUUUAUGCCCUAUUUUUUUUUUACGGUUGUGUGCAGCCGUUUUUUUUCCGUAUUUUAUUUUUCCCGGUCUUGUGUGCCCUGCAAGCCUCUUGUGCCCGGAUGUUGUUCUGGUCAUCAUUCUGUAAACUGUGUUGUCCCUAUCUACUAGCGUGUAUGUUUGUGUGUCUGUGUCAAAAACAAAUGCGGGUCUCCAGUUGUAUACACUUGUAAGAUUUUUUUUUCUUUCCUUCAAUCCAGUGUAACAAUUUCUGGUGUCUCGUUUUUUUCUUCCCAACUUUAAAUUUGGUGCUCAGCAGUUGUCGGUAGCAGUAGCAUACAUAUAUAUAUACGCACCUGUCCAGUGUGUGUGUGUGCUAGUUAAAAGCUGUACUGUAAAUAUCAGUGUCUCUCCUGGGGUAUCUUUUGUUUUUUACAUUUGUUUCUUGGGUCUCCCAUCAAAACAGGUCUGUCGUGCAUUUGUGCAUCUCUGUACAUAACCUAGGCAAGUGAAAUGUGUUGUAUAUGUACCUCCACACACCUCCCUCCCUUGCCAUGUCGCCAAGUGUCCGAGCUUCGUGUAGCAGCGUUUCGCUACCUAAAUGCACUCGAGAUAACGGGGGAAAAAAAAAGUCCUGUUCUUUUGAUGGCCCGUAGGUGUAGUUAGUGAUGCCUUGUUUCAAUGUCUCCUAUGGGAGGAGUAUUUGUGGUGUAUUGCGCAUUGGUCGGUCAGAUUAAUGUUGGUAACCGACGUGCGUCGACGAUGUGCGUUUCUUUUUCUGUAAAUAGCGAGACUGUGUUUCGUGUGAGCAUGUGUGUUUGUGCGAGUGAGCAACAGUGAAAAAAAAAAGUGUGAUGCGUUGUAACUCGAGCAGAGUUUUAAGAAUUAUAUAAACUGAAAUGGUUCUUCGAUCCUGCUAUAUAUAUUUUUUCUCCCUCGUUCGCUCGCAUACUGUAGUCACAGCAUCCCAGUUUCGGUUUCUGUGGGUAAAAAAAAAGUUAAAUGUACUGGCAGUGCACAUACUGCCAGUUGAGGAUGCUGGCAGGUUCGAAAUGUGAACAAAAACCUGGCAGCAGCGUCGUCCACGGCUGCAUUUGAAUGUAGUAGUUUAAAUCAUUUCGAUUCGAAGCAAUUCAGACCCUGCUGCUUUCUUUUCUUUCCUCUCUGAAAUAAAUUGUGCCUUUUUAUUGAA
This is a messenger RNA of Rhipicephalus sanguineus (brown dog tick), 4685 nucleotides long. Its product is annotated as cyclin-dependent kinase 8. The record is from RefSeq and is a predicted model, not a curated record. The transcript has 6 exons. Gene Ontology annotation, molecular function: mRNA binding. Gene Ontology annotation, biological process: negative regulation of translation. Bases 97 to 1107 code for a protein of 336 amino acids. Gene Ontology annotation, cellular component: cytoplasm; nucleus. NCBI's taxonomy places the organism in Eukaryota, Metazoa, Arthropoda, Arachnida, Ixodida, Ixodidae.